AUGCAACUGCCAUUGCUUUCAUCACCAUCCGAUGAAGCUAUGAGUUUAUAUGCAACGGGCUUCAACGCAUGGAACCAGCUCAAUUUUGAAUCCUCGCCAAGUGACCAGGAGCCUGACGAUUUGUUCACUUUUACAAAAGUCCUAACAGACAAAACUAUCGGCAAUAUUAUUCCAAAGAUAAGUUAUACCGCAGUGCAGCGAAAUAACACUUGGGCUUUUGCCGGCUCAUGCCCUGGCAAGCUUCUCUAUCGUGAAGCCAACUUCUGUCUUCUCGACUCACCAAAUGCUGAAUCGGGAGAUGGACAAGUCGCGACUGUUCAUGAAUCAACUAUUGUUCAGUACACGUCUUUGGCUGCAUGGAAGGCCAACAAGUGCAGUGAAACCUGGCCUUGCGAGUCUCCGGUCCGCCAAACAGCAGCUUAUGACACUGGUUUCGUGAUUCUUCUUGAGAAUGGGACCGUUCUUAGCUGUGGUGAUCCUCGAUUUCAAGACUGCCUUGGCCGUGAAGUUGAUGAGUCAUGUCCUGCCAACGUACCCAAUGCUGUAGGAGAUCUUAAUGAUCUUGGCGAAUCCAUCAAGAAGAUAUCUGCAGGAGGAUACACCAUUGGGGCACUAACAGAGAGCGGCGGAAUGUACCUCUGGGGCAUGAGAUCACCCGGUACACAAAGUCGACACGCCGCAUUCACUGAUCUUGGUCCUACACCAAGCUACGUGGAAGUCGAUGGAGACAAAGAUGUGCAAGACUUUGCAAUUGGAGAAUUCCAUGCGAUCGCCCUUACUACCGAUGGUUGCAUUUACGUCACAGGAGACAACACUAAUGGCCAGAUCGGUCUUGGCAAAUUCGUAACAAAGAAUGCAUUGUGGUCAAAAAUAGAUUUUAUACUUCCUCCAGAUGAGGAGGUUGUGGCUGUUGAAGCUGGUCCAAGGGCAUCUUUUAUAGUCACAGCAAAGACGCCAUCAUAA
Messenger RNA from Fusarium poae, 963 nucleotides. RefSeq lists its product as uncharacterized. Lineage: Eukaryota; Fungi; Ascomycota; Sordariomycetes; Hypocreales; Nectriaceae. Bases 1 to 963 code for a protein of 320 amino acids. The record is from RefSeq and is a predicted model, not a curated record. The transcript has 3 exons.